Mycena citricolor is the source of this 231-nucleotide messenger RNA. NCBI's taxonomy places the organism in Eukaryota, Fungi, Basidiomycota, Agaricomycetes, Agaricales, Mycenaceae. The record is from the annotation of a GenBank genome assembly.
CACCACCCAGGCCCAUUCUGUGCUGAAGGGAACGCUGUCGAAACAAAAGCACGAGCGCUUGUUUUCUCGAUUCCAGAUCAACUACAACGCUCUCGACGCUCGAUUCCGUAAGGACAGUGUCCUCGUACGAGAAGAGUUCUGUGAUACACUGCCCUUCCACUGCCCUGGUUAGGUUGGAGCCCAAUGCUGAUCAUCUGCCAGAUCCCUAGUUCUGAAGCCAAUCCCUUGUCG